UUUCAUCAACUUUGUCUCCUCCUUUAUCUUUUCCCAAUUCAUUAUAACUUUCAAAUCACCCACAGGCUAGAACAUCAAUGGCUGCCACCCACAAAACACUUUUUAUUCUAACCUUCGCAUUGCUCGAAUGGAUCCUAAUCAUUAUGCUUCUUUUCAACUCCAUCUUCUCAUAUCUCAUCAGAAAAUUUGCUACUUACUACACUCUCAAACCCCCUUGUGUUUGGUGUUCCAUUAUUGAUCAUUUGUUUGACUCAAACAACAACGUAAACCCAUAUCAAAAUCUCAUUUGUGAAGCUCAUGCAACUGAGUUUUCAAAUCAUUAUUACCGCCCAGAUCGUCAAAAGAUGUCAACUGAGAAUGGGUGCUCAUGUUGCAACUCCAAGGUAAUGUCGGUUGAUAGAUCAUUCGCUAGCGCGUCAAAGAUUAAAUCAAAUUAUGAAGGAAAUGGAGUGGUAGAAUUUAUGGAUCUUCCUGUUGAGAAGAAGAGUCCAUACAUACAAGUUUUUGACCAGAUUAUCCCUCUUGAGUGGACUGAUUCAUCAACUAGUUGUAGCAGAUGUUCUAGUUUAAAUGGAGAUGAAGAUGAUGAUCAAGAAUUAAGAUUCUUGCAACCGUCAUGUCGAAAUGAAGAGAACAAAGAAGAUAAAGCCGUCACGAUUGAUAGUCUAACAGCAGAACUAAGAGCCGAAAGACUUGUGGUAUGUGGCUUAUAUAAAGAACUAGAUGAAGAACGAAAGGAUUCUGUAGUAGCGGCAAACCAAGCAAUGGUUAUGAUAACCAGACUUCAAGAACAAAAGGUGGCACUUAAGAUUGAAUCCAUUCAAAAUCAACGAAUGAUGGAUGAACAAGCGGAGUAUGAUCUAGAAGUUUUGCAUCUCUUAAAUGAACUCGUUAUGAAGCUAGAGAAGGACAAAAUUGAGCUUGAGAGCGAGCUCGAAAAGUACAAAGAAAAAGUUUCAGAUUAUGAGGGAAAAACGAAGGCGAAAAUGAUGCCAGAAUGUGUGCGUGUUUCAUGUAGCGUUACCAAGGAGCUGUUAGUUGACACUAAUGUUUCAGAUUCUAAGAAUCUAAGGGAACUUGAGGAAUCUAAUGAAGAAUUUGAGAUUGAGAAAAUGUGGAUUCUAGAUAAGCUUAAGGAAUUUGAUGACACACUAUCAAUGACAUUGACAGAUGAUCUAAAUGAGGGUAUUGAUGAACAAGCGGAAGCAUCUCAUUCUGCUUGGACCAGAAGCAUGUUCUAGGAAAGAUUAUGGAAAUAAAGUAGGCCGGAGUUGAAGUGUGACAUUGAUAUAAAUUUUGGAUAAUUAAAAUUGUUGUAAAGGGGAUUUGGAAUGUGUUUUGUGCAUAUUAAUCGAAAAAUGUAUUGUUUAUACCUUUGCUUGA
Messenger RNA from Helianthus annuus (common sunflower), 1383 nucleotides. Its product is annotated as myosin-binding protein 3. NCBI's taxonomy places the organism in Eukaryota, Viridiplantae, Streptophyta, Magnoliopsida, Asterales, Asteraceae. Gene Ontology annotation, molecular function: myosin binding. The transcript has 2 exons. The record is from RefSeq and is a predicted model, not a curated record. The coding region runs from base 78 to 1241 and encodes 387 amino acids.